Molecule: messenger RNA, 696 nt
Organism: Radiomyces spectabilis
Lineage: Eukaryota; Fungi; Mucoromycota; Mucoromycetes; Mucorales; Radiomycetaceae
Exons: 2
Coding region: 177-527 (116 amino acids)
Source: RefSeq, a predicted model, not a curated record
CGAUAACCCAUAUAAGACGAACACGAAAUAUUUUUCACUCCCAUCAAAAGCGUGUGAUGAUACGCUCAAACUGCGGGGCAAGGUGUCUUGAGGCAACAAAUGCAUCAUCAUUAUCAAAACGCAGCCAUUGCGAGGUUUAAACCUCAUGGGUUCCUGUCGCGUUUCAUCUUUUUCACAUGAAAAAAAAGGCUCUGUCUCUCUUCUUUUAUUCGCUUUCUAUACUCUCUCUCUCUCUUUACAAGGAACGACACCACUUCAAGCAACUCCCUACGCAAGAUCUCUACAAACGGCGAUACCACCCUCGAAUACCUUCAACACGUUAUCGGUGGUCCUUGCUCAUGCCAUGCUCAUCUCUCAUGCACAUGGCAGUCGUUCCUCAUUCUCUGGCGGCUACCUGGUGUUUCAAGCCCCUUGCCGACGAUACGAACUUACUUUCGACGAUACGAUACGAUACGAUUUCCUUCCUCUUACUUCCCCCUGCCCCAUGUAGCCCUCCGGGACGCAUGGCCCUUGGUUUUGUCGUAUAAUCGUUAGCCUUUUAACGAUUUGGUUUUUCUCCCUCUUCCGGUCAAUGUCUUCCAUACAUGGUCUGUUCCGGAUAAAACAAGGAAGAUUUCUCCAUCCAACCUUGAUCAGCAUUAUUUUCCUCAGAUUAUGUCUUUCAUACAUUUUCCGUUUCGAUGCAACAAGAAAGAU